UGCACCGCACCGGGAGAUGAUGUGAUGCUGCGCGGAUGAUGCUCGUCAGGGAGGGGAGGGUGAUGUCAAAGCUCCAGCCUGCAUCAAAGCAGAAAUUGUCUUGGUUGAAAGCAGAGUCAUGGCUGAAGACAACAAAAGUGUUUGCUCCAACAGCUCCAGAACCGUAUCGGACCUGUUCAGCAACUUGGAGGACAUCGACGUCUCGGCGGAUGGGACUCCUCACCUCCGAGUCCUGGUCUGCGUUGUGUAUUCCGUGCUGUGCGCUGCGGGUCUGGCGGGCAACCUGCUGGUCUUCUUCCUCGUAGGAGCCAAACAAGAGAGGAAGUCGUCCAGGAUGGAUUUCUUCGUGCUGAACUUGGCGCUGACGGACCUUCUGUUCGUGCUGACGCUGCCCUUCUGGGCCGUGGACACGGCUCUGGACUUCAGCUGGCCGUUCGGGGACGCCAUGUGCAAGGUGGUGCUGUCCGUCACGGUGAUGAACAUGUACGCCAGCGUCUUCUUCCUCACGGCCAUGAGCGUCACCAGGUACCUGGCUCUCACGUCUGCGCUCCGUAACACCUGCGCGCACACCUCGUGCUCCGACAAGUGGACGUGCGCCGUCAUUUGGACCCUCGCCACCGUGGCCACGCUGCCGACGUCUAUUUUCUCCACCGUCAGCCGCGUCAGCGGUGAAAACUUGUGUUUGCUGAAGUUCCCCGGCGGACAGAGCUGGCUGGCGGUCUAUCACAUCCACAAGAUCCUGGUUGGCUUCGUGGUGCCCAUCUCGGUGGUGUCCAUCAGCUAUGUCAAGCUGCUGCGCUUCGUCCGCAAAAGGAGCAUGAAGAGCAGCAACCCUAAAAGGAGGUCUCAGGUCACCAAAUCCGUCACCAUCGUCGUCCUGUCCUUCUUCCUGUGCUGGAUGCCCAACCACGCCAUCACCCUGUGGAGUGUUCUGGUCAAGCUCAACGCGGCCAACUGGGACAGGACCUAUUACGUCGUGCACACGUACGUCUUCCCGCUGACCGUGUGUUUGGCGCACACCAACAGUUGCCUCAACCCCGUCAUCUACUGCCUCAUGAGGGCCGAGUUCAGGACCAGGCUUAAGCUUCUCAUCCACAGGGGACACACGGCGGACAGCUAGAAUCCGAGGACGCACGGAGUGCAGAAAGUGCCGUGUUUGGAUCAACACGUACGUGCGUAAUUACGCAUGGCUUGGGCGCGUUUUACACCCGUUUGGGAAUGUUUUAGCAAGCUCGUGUGACCACUGACCACCGUGGGGCACAACUACUUAGUAGGGGGUGGGUGGAUCCAUUCAAAUAUCCCAAAAAAUUAUUAUCAGAGAUUUUGAGAAUAAAGUCGUACAUUUACAAAAAAAAAAAAGUCUUACACUAACGGGAAUAAGUUGUAAUAUUAUGAUAAUAAAGUCAUAAAUUUACGAGAAAUAAAGUCAUCUUCCUGAAGAGCGAUGCUCUAUUUUCCUUCUGACACGUAUGACAGGAUGUAUUAUAUCUUGUAGUGUUGUGACUUUAUUCCCAGAAAUUUACGGCUUUAUUCUUGUAAUAUUACGACUUUUUUCUCAUAAACUUCCGACUUUAUUCUCAUAAUAUUACGAUAUUUUUUCUCUUGUAAAUUUACAACUUUUUUCUCAUAAAUAUAUGACUUCAUUCUCGUAAAUUUACGCCAUUUUUCUCUUAAUAUUACAACCUUUU
Molecule: messenger RNA, 1688 nt
Organism: Dunckerocampus dactyliophorus (ringed pipefish)
Lineage: Eukaryota; Metazoa; Chordata; Actinopteri; Syngnathiformes; Syngnathidae
Gene: rxfp3.3a1
Product: relaxin family peptide receptor 3.3a1
Exons: 1
Coding region: 119-1120 (333 amino acids)
Biological process (GO): immune response; G protein-coupled receptor signaling pathway
Cellular component (GO): membrane
Molecular function (GO): G protein-coupled receptor activity
Source: RefSeq, a predicted model, not a curated record